Messenger RNA from Dimorphilus gyrociliatus, 621 nucleotides. The record is from the annotation of a GenBank genome assembly. NCBI's taxonomy places the organism in Eukaryota, Metazoa, Annelida, Polychaeta, Dinophilidae.
AGUUAUACCCAUAGGAACCGCCAUUUGCUUUCCUAUAUUUAUGUUAUAGGUCAAAUUAUCAAAAGCAAAAUGCCCUUCACAGAGGAGGAAUGGUUGCCAACUUUAGAUGAAUUAGAAGUUGAUGAAAUUAAUAUGAGCUCUGCCCCUUUGAAGGCAGGAGCUCAUUAUUUUGGCAAGUAUUGUGAAAAGGAUUGCAAGGAGUAUAUGCUAUGCAGCUCCGAAGAAAAAGAUCCUCGAAAAUGUCUAAAAUAUGGAAAGAGGGUAACUCGUUGUGCUAUCAAUUUAUACACCCAAAUUCGAGAAAAUUGCGCUGAAGAGUUUACAAAAUAUUGGCAGUGCAUUGAUCAUGCAGAUGUUAAUAUGAAUUUAUCCUGGUGUCAGGCGACGCAAGCUAUUUUUGAUCAGUGUAUGAAAGAAAAAUUAAACUUUGAAAGGCCCAAACUUGGUUACUUAAGCAAAACGAAAGUUCUUGAUUCGAGCAGGCCGCGUCCUCAACGCAAUCUGCCGUUACCAGAUCCUGUUCCAGAAUUACCCGACUCUGCUGAUCUGCCAGCAAGUGAGACAUCUGAUAAAAGAAAAUUUGGAAGAGCAACUGGAACUUUUUGGAAUGUUUUGUGGUAG